Messenger RNA from Cervus elaphus (red deer), 1028 nucleotides. Its product is annotated as mitochondrial import receptor subunit TOM20 homolog. Gene Ontology annotation, molecular function: transmembrane protein transporter activity. The record is from RefSeq and is a predicted model, not a curated record. Gene Ontology annotation, biological process: tRNA import into mitochondrion; protein import into mitochondrial matrix; protein targeting. Lineage: Eukaryota; Metazoa; Chordata; Mammalia; Artiodactyla; Cervidae. The coding region runs from base 346 to 783 and encodes 145 amino acids. The transcript has a single exon. Gene Ontology annotation, cellular component: mitochondrial outer membrane; mitochondrial outer membrane translocase complex.
UAAACCAAAUAGAAAUGUUCUCUGAAAUUAUUUCUAUGAAGUGCUGUGAACUAUCCAAAAGUACUUACAAAGAGAGAUGAAAUUGUGUACAUACUUAAUAAAUAGAAACAGCUGUCUUUCAAAGUGGUUGGGGUCAUGGAUGAGGUCUUGGGGUAGCAAGCAGAAAAGUAGAAAAAGGGCGCAUGGCAAGUGAACCAUGAAGACACUGGAGGGAUUGGAGGAGAAAUUACUGAGAGGAAGCUGAAAUUUGAAUUCAAAUGCUACGUAUUGGGGUCCGAGGCUUCGCGGUCAACGGCUUAUUUGCGGGCCCCGCCGCAGCCGACCCGGCUCUUCGGUGGAGAGACGAUGGUGGGCUGGAACAGUGCCAUCGCCGCCGGCGUGUGCGGGGCCCUUUUCAUCGGUUACUGCAUUUAUUUCGACCGCAAGAGACGGAGUGACCCCAACUUCAAGAACAGGCUGCGAGAACGAAGAAAGAAACAAAAGCUUGACAAGGAGAGAGCUGGUCUUUCCAAGUUACCUGAUCUUAAAGAUGCGGAAGCCGUUCAGAAAUUCUUUCUAGAAGAAAUACAGCUUGGUGAAGAAUUACUAGCUCAAGGUGAAUAUGAGAAGGGUGUGGACCAUCUGACAAAUGCAAUUGCUGUAUGUGGACAGCCACAGCAGUUACUGCAAGUGUUGCAACAAACUCUUCCACCACCAGUGUUCCAGAUGCUUCUGACUAAGCUCCCAACAAUUAGUCAGAGAAUUGUAAGUGCUCAGAGCUUGGCUGAAGAUGAUGUGGAAUAAGAAACAAAUAUUAACAUAAUGAUAUCAAUUAAAACAUAUUUUUAAAAUCUUAACUCGGAAGAUGAUCGGCUCUGGGGGAGUAAGGGCAGAUGAGCUUGUUAUGGACUGUCCUCCACAGUGAAGUCUACCAAAGUUAAUUUUUACUUUGUGUAGAUCCAUUUGUCUGUUUUAUUUAUUUUUCCCAGUGAAAAGUGUAUUUUGAUAGAGAGCUUUUCAUUUUAUAAAUACACUAUGAAUUACUGAAA